AGUACUUUAAUGUAAGGCUAUCAAGAGGUAUUACACUGAUCUGAGAGUUGAUUCAAGAGAGAUUCACAGAAUAGUUAUACGAAGAAACAUAUUUUAGAAUACAACAAAAGAAAGUGUCUGAAUAAAAAAUUUUGAAUAUGAAUAGAGUAGCAAAUAGUGCAACAGCAAGACUGAAGCAAGAUUAUGUGCGUCUUAAAAAAGACCCUAUACCAUACGUUGUGGCAGAGCCGGUCCCCUCGAAUAUAUUAGAAUGGCACUAUGUAGUAAAAGGUCCAGAGAAAACUCCUUAUGAAGGAGGAUAUUAUCAUGGAAAGCUUGUAUUUCCUGGGGAAUUUCCAUUUCAGCCUCCUAGUAUUUAUAUGAUUACUCCAAAUGGGAGGUUUAGUGUCAAUACAAGAUUAUGUUUAUCUAUUUCUGAUUUUCACCCUGAUACGUGGAAUCCAGCAUGGAGCGUAUCCACUAUUCUUACAGGAUUACUUAGUUUUAUGAUUGAAAAAAGUCCUACCACAGGUAGCAUCAAAACAUCAGAUUUCGAGAAGAAACAAUUUGCUGAAAAGAGUUUGGAAUUCAAUUUAAAGGACAAGAUGUUCUGUGAACUUUUCCCAGAAACUGUUGAGAUUAUAAAAGCAGAAUUGAAGCACAGGAAAGAAUUAGAAAUACAGGCAAAAAGUCAGAAUACAGCUUCUGAAGUUUCAUCCUUAAUACGCAACCAGCUGCAGAGGGAUCAGAGUCCUCUACACAGUGCAUUACACAAUCUCAUUGUCAUCAUAGGAUUUGCAGUAUUUGCUUAUACAGUGAAAUAUGUAUUGUGGAGCGUUACUAUGGAAUAAGUGAAAAAAAUGAAUGCCCAGCAUUCGUCUUUGUUCUUUAGAUAAAAUAAUGGAUACAAGAAAGUUGUGAUAACGAUGCGUGCAGAUCUUGAAGAAAGGUGUUGAAAACUCCUGACUGGGACACAGACACUUACAGCACAAUUGUGAUCUGUUUGCCCCUAGUCCUGUCGAACCUGUGUGGUACUAUUCAACCUCUUGGUUUUCGAGUACACUAGUAUACCAUGGGUGUUUGUUAGAUUUUUAUAUCAAGGUUACUUGUAAAAUACGAGUUGUACUAUAUUUGCAAAUUUUAAUCAGGAUAUUCGCAAAGCAAGGGGUAACAAUUCUGUGGAGAGUUCUACCUGUGAGCGUUUAUCAUCAGAAGCAGUGUCAAUAAGUUUUAUUAUCUAGUUGUCAGAGAGUUUAAGAUUGUUGACUGAGUCAGAUUAUUUCGGGCUAACACCAUUGGCUUUGAAUCGAGUUCUGUUACGCGAAUUUCCAAAGCAUAGUUCAAUCGUCGAACUAUAUACACUUAGCAAUUAUUUGGUAAAUUAUGUACAUGAAAGAGAGAGAGAGAGAGAGAGAGAGCGAGCGAGUGAGAGAGAGAGAGAGAGAAUGCAUGAAAGGAAUACAUUAAUAAUAAAAAAAAUCGUAGGGGCUUCCCACAAAUUCAGUGAAAAUCAAAUAUAACCUUGCCACAGUUUUCAUACUCAUUUUCCAAUUUUCUUUUUCAUAUCUA
Molecule: messenger RNA, 1548 nt
Organism: Habropoda laboriosa
Lineage: Eukaryota; Metazoa; Arthropoda; Insecta; Hymenoptera; Apidae
Product: ubiquitin-conjugating enzyme E2 J2-like
Exons: 4
Coding region: 138-830 (230 amino acids)
Source: RefSeq, a predicted model, not a curated record